CGAGAACUUCCUUGUUUGUUUUGAGCGUACACCGGACUGGGGGAGCUUUUGAUCGAGGCUGGGUGCAUGGAUGAGUCCUCUGCCUGCUGUGGAAGAGUGCGCACCUGUCCCAUCUCUGCAAUGGCUGCAAUGUCAGUGAUUGGGAAGCCCCAGAGGAAGGGAUGCAGCCUGAUUCUGAGGGUUUCUGUUACCGCUGCUGUGAUUAUUGUGUUCGGUGUCUGUGAAGCAGCUGUGACUGCCCUGAGCCCUGGAGCUACUCCAGAAGCAGAGAGUAACUGCUGGGAUAAGCACAAAUGCAGAGAAGCAGAGGUACAAGAGAAACCUGUGGAGCAGCCUGAAUCCCUCAGAGGCUCCACCUUGCAGCCUACGCCGUGUGACAUCCCUCCAGACAGCCGCUUUGACUGUGGCCCAGAAAAACUGCUCUCUCAAGAGGAAUGUCACGCUCGGGGCUGCUGUUAUGCCCCAGUCUUUUCCAAGGGCCCUGCCGUUUGGCAGCCGUGGUGCUUCUUCCCUCCCACCUAUCCUAGUUACAAGAUGGCGAACCUGACGACUACCAAAACGGGUUACACUGCCCACUUGACCCGUGAUGGGCCCUCUUUCAUCCCAGACGACAUAAUGAAUGUGCAACUGGAUGUGAUCUUCGAGACAGAGGGUAGGCUUCAUUUCACGCUUAAGGAUCCAGCUCAAAAGCGUUAUGAGGUUCCUUUAGAAACCCCCAAAAUGUGCAACCAGGCAUCCUCAACGCUCUACUCUGUCCAGUUCUCUGCUGAUCCUUUUGGCCUCGUUAUUCUUCGGAAAUCCAGUGGGCAGGUUCUGUUCAACAGCACAGUGGCUCCGCUGUUCUACGCAGACCAGUUCUUGCAGAUCUCCACUUCCCUGCCAUCACGUUUCAUCUCUGGACUGGGCGAGCACUUGACCUCGCUCACCCUUGAUGUCAACUGGACCAUGUUUACCAUGUGGAAUCGGGACAUAUCGCCGGAGCCCCUUGCCAAUUUGUAUGGCUCACACCCCUUCUAUCUGGCAUUGGAAGAAGGUGGCUUGGCCCAUGGAGUCUUUUUGCUGAACAGCAAUGCGAUGGAUGUGAUACUUCAGCCCAGUCCAGCCCUAACAUGGAGAACAACUGGAGGCAUCUUGGACUUCUAUAUCUUCCUGGGCCCAGACCCAAAGAGUGUGGUGCGCCAGUAUCUGGAUGUCAUUGGGUAUCCAUUCAUGCCCCCGUAUUGGGCCCUGGGAUUCCACCUCUGUCGCUGGGGAUACACUUCCACUGCUGUCACCCGGGAAGUGGUGAAGAACAUGACAGCCGCAGAGUUCCCCCUGGAUGUGCAGUGGAAUGACCUGGAUUACGCAGAUGCUAAGAGAGACUAUACCUUCAACAAGAAUGGAUUCUGGGAUAUGCCCGAUAUGGUGAACGAUUUCCAUCAUGAUGGUCGGAGGUAUGUCAUGAUUGUGGAUCCAGGUAUCAGCAGUUCCGGCCCCUCUGGCAGUUACAAACCUUAUGAUGAAGGCCUGAAGCGAGGGGUCUUCAUUUUAAAUGCAACAGGACAGCCUCUGAUUGGGAAGUUUAUCUUCCAGGUUUGGCCUGGCCCCACUGCCUUCCCCGACUUCACUAACCCAGAAACUCAGCAGUGGUGGCAUGACAUGGUCAAAGAUUUCCACGAUCAAGUGCCCUUCGACGGCAUGUGGAUUGACAUGAAUGAACCAUCGAAUUUUGUGGAGGGUUCCCUGGAAGACUGUCCCAACAACAAGCUUGAGAAUCCUCCUUACCUCCCAGGUGUGCUCGGUGAAUCUUUGAAGUCACGAACUCUCUGUGCCUCCAGUAAGCAGUAUUUGUCCUCCCACUACAACCUGCACAAUCUGUAUGGGCUGACUGAAGCCAUCGCAUCCCAUGAUGCUUUGGUGAAAGUCCGAGGGAAGCGCCCAUUCGUGAUCUCACGUUCCACCUUUGCCAGCCACGGCCGCUAUGCUGGUCACUGGACUGGGGAUGUCAUGAGCAGCUGGGAGCAUUUAUACUACACCAUACCAGCGGUGCUCCUCUUUAACCUCUAUGGAGUGCCAUUGGUUGGUGCUGACGUCUGUGGCUUUGUGGGCGACACGUCGGAGGAGCUGUGCGUGCGCUGGACCCAGCUGGGCGCCUUCUAUCCCUUCAUGCGGAACCACAAUGACCGGGGAAACAGGCCCCAGGAGCCAUACACCUUCAGCCAAGAGGCUCAGCGGGCCAUGAGAAAAGCACUCUUGCUGCGCUACUCACUGCUGCCGUACCUCUACACCCUCUUCCACAAGGCCCACUCUGCAGGGGAGACGGUUGCCCGGCCUCUUUAUUUGGAGUUCCCAGAAGACCCCAAUACAUGGACCAUUGACCAGCAGCUCAUGUGGGGAUCGGGGCUUCUCAUCACUCCUGUGUUAGAGGCAGGGAAGACUCAUGUCAGUGGCUACUUCCCUUCUGGCACAUGGUACAACCCUGUGGCUGGAUCCAUCAUACACAGCAAGGGCCAGUGGAUUCUCUUAUCGGCUCCCCUUGACACGAUCAAUGUCCAUGUACGUGCAGGUCACAUCCUACCUUUACAGGAACCCGCUUUCACAACUACAGCGUCCCGCAAAAACGGGAUGACCCUUGUGGUGGCUUUGACACCGGACGGAGUAGCCAGAGGUGACCUGUUCUGGGAUGAUGGUGAAAGUCUGCUGACCUUUGAGAGGAACGAUUACACCCAGAUCCUCUUUCUGGCAAGAAACGGUGUGCUGGUUAAUGAGAUUGUGCAACUCAACAGCCAGGUAGAUGGGCUGCUGCUGAAAGAGGUGGUGGCUUUAGGGGUCCCCAGCCCUCCUCACCUUGUCCUGGCAAAUGGUGUUGCCAUCUCAGACUUUUCCUACCGCACGGAUACCAAGAUCCUUAAGAUUCCACUCUCUCUACUGAUGGGGGAGCAGUUUGUCAUCACCUGGUCCUGAGCAAAGCAGGAAAGCUCAUCGGUUUCGCUACACUGCAAGGAGGAAUGAAAACCUGGCAGCAGAGGCACAUUACGUUGUCUGUGCACAACACUAAAAUGUUUUGGUGAUUCAUCAGAAAAUGUUGUUUGAGGAACAGAACUGCUUCCUGUUCCUUAUGACAUUGUAGAAGGAUUGCUAGUGUCGUCAGGAUCUUCUUCAUUUAAGCCAGAUGUUUUACAGUUUUUAUUUCGGUUGGAUGCUGCCGAAUAUCAUGAUGAAAUUUUCUGAUGGCUAGCAUGAUUGCCAUAUCCAUGUAUAUUUUCUUCUGAAAGAAUUGUCAUGACAAGGAAGAUCGGCUGCUCCUUUGUUGUGAUUCGGCCUCCCUUAAUGGUGCUACAGGAUGUAGGGGUAAUCCUACACAAGCAGGUGCAGAAGCAGACAGAAGCCAUGUGGACACCUACUGUAUUACCAACCAGCCUCAACUCCCUUUGAGUCGAUUGUUCCAUUGGUUAGAACAAUCCAGAACGAAACUCCAAACAUACUGAAGGGAGUAAAAAGGAAACAGGGCAGAAUCUCUUCAAGGCAAUCACAUUGUGCAUUCCAAGACAUAUUUUUCGUUUUUCAUAUAAUCUGCGUAGCAUCAUGGGGGCCCAGCCAAAAAUGUGGUGUUGAUACAGGUAGCAGGGCUGGAGUUUCUGCAUGCGGGGGAGGCAUAUCAGUGCCAGGCAUUAUUGCCCCAGAAUAGAGCUGCUUUUGUGUGACUACACUGAGCGAGAAGGAUGUUGAAGUAUGUUACCUGCUGAAAGAGCAGUUCUUAUCAAGACCAAAAAAACCAAACAAACCCAACCCUUCUACUUAUUGGGAUACAUCCAAGGUGAAAAGAGGCAACUGAAGUGGGAACUCAGGCAAGGCAGGGAGGUUCUUUGCCUUUGAAGCCUGCAGUGCAUUUUCGGUGUCAAAAUGAGUUGUGUAUGUUGUGUUUCCAAUAAAUACUUUUCUUUUCUUAAA
This is a messenger RNA of Elgaria multicarinata webbii, 3930 nucleotides long. RefSeq names its product alpha glucosidase (gene GAA). NCBI's taxonomy places the organism in Eukaryota, Metazoa, Chordata, Lepidosauria, Squamata, Anguidae. Gene Ontology annotation, molecular function: carbohydrate binding; alpha-1,4-glucosidase activity. Gene Ontology annotation, biological process: lysosome organization; glycogen catabolic process. Gene Ontology annotation, cellular component: lysosomal membrane. The record is from RefSeq and is a predicted model, not a curated record. The transcript has 20 exons. Bases 67 to 2943 code for a protein of 958 amino acids.